This is a messenger RNA of Onthophagus taurus, 1833 nucleotides long. Its product is annotated as organic cation transporter protein. NCBI's taxonomy places the organism in Eukaryota, Metazoa, Arthropoda, Insecta, Coleoptera, Scarabaeidae. Gene Ontology annotation, biological process: transmembrane transport. The record is from RefSeq and is a predicted model, not a curated record. Gene Ontology annotation, molecular function: transmembrane transporter activity.
CUUACUCCUAAAGUUUAUGUAAUAUCCUACACACCGCGCUUUGUGUUUGACUUUCUAGCGACACUUUCAUCUCGCCUUGUUUUAAAAUUGUCGUUUCUUUUGUCACUUACAACUCUCAACAAGACAUUCUUUUAUGAUCGUUUUAAAACAAAUUCUUAAAAUCGUUCUAAUCAAAUGGGUUCAGGAGACGUUUUAGAGGCGACUAUCGGGAGUUUCGGGCGAUUUCAAUGCCGAAUUUUCAUUUUGGUCGCACUUUUAAAAGUUCCGAUAUCUUGGUUUCAAUUAGGAAUUGUUUUUAUGGCCCCACCGACUGAGUAUUGGUGCAGACAACCCGAAGAUUUCAAGUUUAAUUUGAGCACGGAAGAAUGGAGAUCGUUUAUUAAAAUUAACGAAACGCAAAACCCUUGCUUAAUGGCAAACGUUGAAUACAAAAACUUCUUUAACAACACUUUAACAGCAUGCAAAUGGGGUUACGAUUACGAUAAAAAAAUUAUUGAAUCAAGCAUGAUUUCUGAAUGGAAUUUAGUUUGCGGGGAUGAACAUUUGGUUAAUUUGGUGCAAAUUAUUUUUAUGGUUGGAGUUUUAUUAGGAGGAAUUCUUUUUGGAAUUCUUUCAGAUCACCAAGGUCGCAAAAAAACCUUAAUAAUCUGCAUUUUAAUCCAAUCAACUCUCGGUUUAAUAUCAUCUUGGAUCCCUUGGUUUACCUCGUUCUUAAUCGUCCGCUUUUUUUUGGGAUUAUCAAACGGGGGAAUAACCGUAACUUCGUUCGUGAUGUGUAUGGAAAUCGUAUCCGGAAAAUUCCGCUCUAUCAUACCGAUCUUGUAUCAAAUCCCAUUCGGAUUAGGAAACUCUCUAAUGGCGCUCUUCGCAUACUUUAUACGCAAUUGGCGUCAACUCCAAUUGGUUUUAUCUUCGUUCAGUUUGGUUUUCGUGUCCUACUAUUGGUUUUUAAGCGAAUCACCUCGCUGGUUAAUCGCGACGAAUCAAAAAAAGCGCGCCUUUGAAGUGUUAGAGAAAGCUUUGAGGUUCAAUCGAAUCGAAAAUAAGGAUUUGGGGAAAGUUUUAGAAAAAUUUGUUAAAAAAGAUGAUAAAAAAGAUUUUAGAAUUAUUUUUAGAGAGAGAUCUUUAAGAAAAGUCACUUUUAUUAUGAGUUUUGAAUGGUUUUUUUUGGGAAAUAUUUUUUAUUCUUUCACCCAAUACUUAGGAGUAAUCGGAAAUAACGUUUUUAUAAACGUUUCAAUAAGCGGAUUAAUCACAAUCCCAGCCUCGAUUUUAUGUUUAUUUAUUUUAAAAAAAUUAGGGCGGAAACUAACGAUGACAAUUUCGCAAUUAACGAUGUCCUUAAUUUUUUUUGCGCUAAUUUUUGAAAAUUGGUUUCCGUUUAUUUGGAUCAGCGUCAUUUUAGCAGCCUUGGGAAUCAUUACAUUAACUAUGUCAACAUCAGUUUUAUUUUUAUACACGGGCGAAUUGUAUCCUACAAUCGUCAGAAAUUCUUCGGUGGGUUUCUGCUCGAUGCUAGCCAAAGUCGGAGCGAUCAUUUCGCCCUUUAUUUAUUCUACAAAAGAUUACUACAAAUUCUUGCCUUUAAUUAUAAUGGCGGCGAUGGCGAUUUUGAACGUUUUAAUUUUAAUUCCUUUACCGGAAACUUUAGAAAUGGAUUUAACUGAUAAUUUAAAAGAUUUGGAGAUGAGGACUAUUAAUGAGGAAGGUAUCGAAAAUGAGAGAUUUUUGGAAAAUAACCAAAGAAAUAAGGAUUAAGAGACAUAAGUAUUUGUUGUAUGUAUUUAAAUUGUAUUUAAAUAAUUUUAUUUUUUAAUAAAAAAAUUAGAAGUU